This is a messenger RNA of Panicum virgatum (switchgrass), 1948 nucleotides long. RefSeq lists its product as uncharacterized. The record is from RefSeq and is a predicted model, not a curated record. The transcript has a single exon. NCBI's taxonomy places the organism in Eukaryota, Viridiplantae, Streptophyta, Magnoliopsida, Poales, Poaceae. Bases 513 to 1673 code for a protein of 386 amino acids.
CCUCUUUUCCUCUCUCCCUCCCUCGUUCCGUUCCCCAAAUCGCCGAGCGCUAGGGUUCCCUCUCCCUCUCGCGCACUCUCCGCCGCCACCGUUCCCGUCGUCUUGUUCGCGUCGUCGGCCUCCCUACGUCCUCGCCGCGGCCUCCAUCGCCAAGAUCCAGCCGGGGGCAGGCUGUUCCUCGCCGGCGCCGGACGUACCGGCCGCGACCCCUCCUCCCUCGUGUAACCCCAAAGGCUCGACGCACCCGGGUCCAGCCGGUCGCCUGGGAUCCUGGGUGCCUCCCACGGCGCUGAAAGGGAUCCGGGCUCCCGGCGGCAGCCGAUUGCCCCCCGCAGCGCCUCCCGCCGAGGAACUCCAGCUAGGAUUCUCCGUGCGUCAGACGGCGAAAGCUUCCACGCAUCGGUGGCACGGCAGAAAGUCGCGGGCACCGAGCAUUCAUCUGAACUCUGCUUCUUGCACGGCAGAGUCUUUCCGGUCUCGAUCCUCCUCCGCCUUGCCACUUCCGCGCGCCGAUGGCGCCGUCGUGGUCGGAGCUGCCGUCGGAUCUCCUCGGCGUCCUCCUCCUCCACCUGCGCUGCCUCGCAGACCGCGUCUACUUCGGCGCCGUCUGCCGCUCCUGGCGCUCCGCCACGGCCCACGCGGCGCUGCCGCCGCAGCUCCCGUGGCUCCUCCUCGUCCCGUCCGCCGGCGCACCCUGCUUCGUCAGCCUCCUCGCGGGCUCCGCCCGCCGCCGCAUCUCGCUGCCCCACGGCGCCCAAGGCGCGCGCCUCUGCGGUGCCCACGCCGGCGGCUGGCUCGCCGUCGCCGCCAGCGGCUGGCGCGCGUGCGCGCUCGUCAACGCCUUCUCCCGCUCGUGGGUCCCCCUGCCCGACAGGAUGCUGGUGCCCAGGCACGGCAUCACGACCUGCCUGGUUGUCCGCGCGGUCGCGCUCUCGGCGCCGCCCACCUCGCGGAGCUGUGUCGCCGCCGCGCUCGUCUGCGGCGUGUCCAACCUCGCGUUCUUGCGGCCCGGGACGGACCGCCAAUGGCUGGCCUCCGAUGACGUGCCCGGUCUCCAGGACGUCCUGUACCAUGACGGCGAGGUCCUUCGGGGCUUCCACGCCGUCAUCAACGACGAGGCGGUCAAGGUGUUCCUGCCGGAAGGCGUCCAUAGCGCGCCCGACCUCAUGAUGACCUGGAGGUCCUACCGGAUGCAGCGGCAGCAGAACGCGCCGGCGCCGAGCCGGUCUCCCUCCGCCGGCGUGAGCCGCUACCUGGUGGAGUCCCGCGGGAAGCUGCUGAUGGUCGUGCGCCGCUUCCCCUCCGUCAAGCACGGCGGCGGCGCGGCCGCGGCGCGCGGGUUCGAGGUCUUGGAGCUGGGGGUGCAGACCCUGCCCGGUGGCGACCACGCGGCGUGGUGGGUGGAGCUCGACGGCGGCUUGGACGGGCGCGUGAUCUUCCUCUCGCGAGGCUGCUCCAGGGCGUUCGAGGCGUCCCAGUUCGCCGGGUUCCAGGAGGGCAUCUACUUCUUGGAGGACACAAGCUUCGACAUCUCCUUGGCGCUGUCGCGCGGGGGCAAUUUCCCGUGCAGCGACGUCGGCUGCUACUCGGGCAGCGAGAUCAUGCCUGGGAUCAAGGGCUUCCCGUCCGAGUUCCAGUCGACUAUCUCCUCACCGACCUGGUUUUACCCAUGACUUCGCUGCUCUGCUCGCGUUCAAUGGAUCACUCUGUUCUAGUUCUACCAUGAAUUCGUGCCCAGUGGGACCACUUGUGCAUCACCAAUGCGCCAUGACUUAGCAGUUGUCCUCUAGAACAAAAUUAAAAGCACCAUUUAAUAAAAAAGAAAAAAGAACAAAAAGGCACACUUUGUCCAUCAAUUGCCACAUUUUUUUCGUUACAACGAUGUAAACCCUAAUAGGUGGAGUGGUACAAGCCUCCACGGCUACGUUGAGAGGUGGUUCCUAUCUCU